AGUCAUGAGGUCAGCACUGCAUUGUCUCCUGCUGUUCUCAGCUCUGUGGACUCUCUCCUUCUGUGGGACUCGUCAGUUUCAUGUGGUGAAUACAGACAAAAACUGGGUUGAUGCUCAGAAAUACUGCAGAGAGAAUUUCACUGAUCUGGCAACCAUUGAUAGUCAAGAGGAAAUGAACAUUGUAAAAGCUGCUCUUAAGGGAAUGACAGGUGAUUUCUGGAUCGGACUGAAAGAGAUACCUGGACAGGUCCCCAGAAGCUGGAUGUGGUCAGAUGGGAGUAUUUUCUCAUACACAAGUUGGAGCUCUGGACAGCCAGACAACAAUGUGGGUGACAAUUGUGUGACAGCAAAGAGUGAUUUUGGGUUCAGUUGGAAUGAUUUACGCUGCUAUUGGACAAAAAACUUCGUCUGCUAUAAAGAGAUUCCCCUUGUCCUGAUUAAAGAGGAGAAGACGUGGAGAGAAGCUCUGAGAUACUGCAGAGAGAAUCAUGUGGACCUGGUCUCUGUUCACACUGAGGGAAUUCAGGAAUGGGUACAAAUAGCUCUUAACUACGCCUCCACUGAAAAUCUAUGGAUCGGCCUGCGUCACACCUGCACUCUGAGCUUCUGGUUCUGGGUGAUUGGAGAGUCAGUCUGCUACCAGAACUGGGCUCCAGGGAACGGGACGGGGGAGGAAGACUGUAGUGAAGUCGAAAGAUCAGGAGCGGUUCAGUCUGGAAGUAAGCAGUGGAUCAGUCUGCCGGAGACCCAGACCCUCAACUUCAUCUGCAGCACCGUCUAGAGCAGGUCUAAGAAUUACAGUUGGAAGAAAAAGUAUGUGAACUAUUUGGGAUUAUACUUGGAUCCAAGUAAUCCCAAAGGGUUCGCAUACUUUUUCUUGCAACUGUAUAUAUUGUAUUUUGGAACAUAUACAUCUUACAAAUAGUCAUAGUCAACAAAAAUACUGAUAACUAUAAUUUGUUUGAAUUUUAGAGAUCUGGAAGAGAAUGCAGGGCAUUCAAAUGAAUCUAUAUUUAAGAAUCACACUGAUUUUUCAUAGCUAUUUCUUACUGACUAAGGCUGUUUUAUUAUUUCCAGUUUUUGACCACUUUACAAGCAGUCUAUCUCAUAGCGGCAACCUCUUUUGGUCUAUUUCUUUACUUUACACAUGGAAGGCAUUACCUCAACUAUAUGGGAUUAUAGGACUGUUCUAGUAAUAAUUAUCUGCUUUUCCACAACAGAGACAAAUGUUACUUCAGUACUAAGGUCAUGCUGUGUCGUUGUGGACCCAUUAGCCCAGUUGCAGUUCCUAUUUCUAUUUGAGCAAGAAACAGAGUAAUAUUGUGGAAGUAUUGCUAGCGACAGAAUAGAGAUACAUUCUGUGUGUUUUCUCAGAAAUGUCUUUCUGUCUUCCCAAAAGAAAAGCCUUAGUAAUAGUUGUCAGCCUUGUGCCUACCUACAAUAAAUUGGAUUUCCUUUGCUUUACUAGAAUUCAGUGUUUAAGUUUUUGGUAAUGGUUAUGGUAAUAGUUAUUUAGAGGUUAAGUUAGACCAUAGCAAUUACAGUUCAGACGCUAGCCAAUAGACAGGUCCCCCUGUUUUUAAGCUCUAUCAUUGACCAGUUCUGAGGCCAAGUUAGCUUACCAUGCUAAUAAACUGGUCCCAGUUGUGCCCUACAGUUCCUUUCCAUUUACAUGGACAAUUCUAGCCAGACAUGAUCAUGAUCAUUACCACCCACUCCACUGCCCACUCUGGGUGGUAAUGUAUUCUAUGAUGUAACUCUCAUAAUUCAAAUGCACAUCGCCUUGACAUGAGUACUCUGGCCAGUGUUCAACCUCACUCACUAGAUAACACACCACAACAUAUAUACAGGGUGAUUGUUUUGGUAUGUUGCAUAGACUGUAAGUCACAGUUAAUUUACCAUUAUAACUCAAUUAAAUAAA
Messenger RNA from Astyanax mexicanus (Mexican tetra), 1921 nucleotides. Its product is annotated as macrophage mannose receptor 1-like. The record is from RefSeq and is a predicted model, not a curated record. NCBI's taxonomy places the organism in Eukaryota, Metazoa, Chordata, Actinopteri, Characiformes, Acestrorhamphidae. The coding region runs from base 5 to 781 and encodes 258 amino acids. The transcript has 4 exons.